AUGGCCAGCGCCGAAUCCCUCGUCGACCUGCUGCACGACGUGUCAGAUGACAAGGACGAGGUCGACUCCCUUCCCUCCAUGUCCACCGACGACAUCUACUCCGAGGCCGACUCCGACGCACAAGAAGAGUGGGAGCGCAGCUUAGAGCAGCUGCAGCUCAUCCUCACCAUGAUGAUCGUACCGUGGAUGGGCAAAUUCUUUGGUCGGAAAUUUGCGUACUGGAGUUGGACGCGGUAUAUGAGCUGGGUACAUAACGUCGAUGUUCGAUGGACCGACAAGAAGGCAUUUAAUGUCGCCGGAGCAGUGGGCGCGGCCGCAACGUUAUAG
Messenger RNA from Ilyonectria robusta, 327 nucleotides. RefSeq lists its product as uncharacterized. Gene Ontology annotation, biological process: protein insertion into mitochondrial outer membrane; mitochondrial outer membrane translocase complex assembly. Gene Ontology annotation, cellular component: mitochondrial outer membrane. Bases 1 to 327 code for a protein of 108 amino acids. The record is from RefSeq and is a predicted model, not a curated record. Lineage: Eukaryota; Fungi; Ascomycota; Sordariomycetes; Hypocreales; Nectriaceae. The transcript is spliced from 2 exons.